AUGGAAGACCAGAAAGCGGUCAUUGUAGGAAUCAGCGGUGCAUCAAGCAGCGGCAAGACGACGCUCGCGCGCCUGCUCCGUGACAUUUUCCCUAAAACCUUCAUCCUGCACGAGGACGAUUUCUACAGGUCUGAGAAUGAGCUUCCCACGAGAGACGGCCUCCUCGACUGGGACUGCGCCGGCUCUCUCAACAUUCCCGACAUGACGAAAGCGCUGUCGCACAUCCGCGCCAACGGAACGUUCCCACCGUUUGUCGACUCCAAGGAGGACCAGAAUUCGGUGGGCGCGUGUCCUGUGUCGGAUGCUAAGAUCGCGGAGAUGAAAGCCAAGGUCCGGGACUGGGUGCAGCCCGGCCAGUCAGGGUACGAGGUACUAGGUGAUGGAAAGGAGGGAAGCGGGUUGAGGAUAUGUCUACUUGAUGGGUUCCUGCUGUACUCCCUGGAGAUGCAGAGCGUCAUGGAUCUGCUCGAUGUGAAAAUGUUCUUGUUGGUGAGUCGAGCCAAGGCGACGCAGCGGAGGGAGGCGCGGGAUGGUUAUGUCACCCUCGAGGGCUUCUGGAAGGACCCCGAGGGGUAUGUGGAUAAGAUUGUGUGGCCGAAUUAUGCGGACGCGCAUGCGUGGUUGUUUGAGAAGGGGGACGUUGAGGGGACGUUGAAUGAGAGGGUGUUGACGGAACGCGGGAUAUUGGCGCAGACGGGAAAGGGGUUGGAUAUUGAUAUGGAGAUAACGUUUGAGUGGACCGUGGAGACGUUGAUGAAGCAGCUUGAGGCAUUGGGAAAGAGAUGA
Molecule: messenger RNA, 786 nt
Organism: Pseudomassariella vexata
Lineage: Eukaryota; Fungi; Ascomycota; Sordariomycetes; Amphisphaeriales; Pseudomassariaceae
Product: P-loop containing nucleoside triphosphate hydrolase protein
Exons: 3
Coding region: 1-786 (261 amino acids)
Cellular component (GO): cytoplasm
Source: RefSeq, a predicted model, not a curated record